Haliotis rufescens (red abalone) is the source of this 1840-nucleotide messenger RNA. RefSeq lists its product as uncharacterized. NCBI's taxonomy places the organism in Eukaryota, Metazoa, Mollusca, Gastropoda, Lepetellida, Haliotidae. The transcript has 5 exons. The coding region runs from base 159 to 869 and encodes 236 amino acids. The record is from RefSeq and is a predicted model, not a curated record.
CCUGGGUAUGACCACAAUAACACUGCACCAGUUAGAUCAUCCAAGUGUAUCCUGGAGACGAUACUUGAUGCCCGUGAUUCACAGGACUUGGAGAGAACAUUGCAGGUAGCAGGAGUGACGUUCAGUCGACGAACCAGCAGGAACUACCAACAGAGAAGAUGGCCGGAUACUGGACAGUGUGGGCAAUUGCUUUGUACAUCGGUAUGGCCACUGGUCAGGGCAUAACUGUGACACAAUGUAAUACAACGUAUCAAUUAGACCUUUCCGUGAGCUACUUCCAGGAUAAGAAGAUCGAGAAAGGCAUAAGACGACGUGGCAAUGCGACUAGUCUAGUGGAGUGUUUGUUGGUCUGUGACCGAUUCAGUGCUGGUAACCUCCUCUACAACCGCGCCACCCAGGACUGUAUCUGCCCCCUGGGCUACCCUUUAGGGAUGGUCUCCGCACCUGGUUAUACGUACUACAGCACACCAGGUCUGACUGGAACGUGGAUGACAGAGGCGAUCAACGCUUCUUCACAGGGCAAUGGGUAUCCAUUGAGCAGUGUCAUUGGAGGUUCUACCUCUGUCUGGAAGCCAAGGUCGGACGAUGCAGCUCCGUGGAUUGAGGUUGGGAUAGAUACUUUCCUCUACUUUGCUAUGGUCCAAAUCUACCCCGACAUCUCUACCUUCACGAAGGACAUCUGGUUUCGGGACUCCAACAGGAACUGGAUGGUGACAUGGACGAGGAAUUAUGACGAUGAGGCAUCCAUUGUGGGGAUUUUUAUUCCACACUGUCAAAUGCUGACAGUCCCCACAGACGCAAUCAGAAUCACACUGGACAAACACAGCAGUGUUGAAGUCGCACGCGUUUAUGUGCGUGGUCUUCUGUAAAUUCUUUUCAAUACAAGACCAUCAUUGUUGAAAACAGGCUCGGCCCACACAUCAUCAACUCUGUCACCAAGUGCCUCGGCCCACACAUCAUCAACUCACCAACAGCCUUGGCCCACAUAUCUUCAACUCCGUCACCAACAGCCUCGACCAACACAUCUUCAACUCUCUCACCAACAGCCUCGGCCCACACAUCUUCAACUCUGUCACCAACAGCCUCGGCCCACACAUCUUCAACUCCGUCACCAACAGCCUCGGCCCACAAAUCAUCAACUCACCAACAUCCUUGGCCCACACAUCUUGAACUCUCUCACCAACAGCCUCGGCCCACACAACUUCAACUCCGUCACCAAUAGUCUCGGCCCACACAUCUUCAACUCUGUCACCAACAGCAUUAGCCCGCACAUAAUCAACUCUGUCACCAACAGCCUCGGCUCACACAUCGUCAACUCUGUCACCAACAGCAUUAGCCCGCACAUAAUCAACUCUGUCACCAACAGCCUCGGCUCACACAUCAUCAACUCCCUCACCAACAUCCUCGGCCCACACAUCUUCAACUCCGUCACCAACAGCCUCGGCCCACACAUCUUCAACUCUCUCACCAACAGCCCCGGCCCACACAUCAUCAACUCUGUCAGAAACAUCCUCGGCCCACACAUCUUCAACUCUCUCACCAACAGCCUCGGCCCACACAUCUUCAACUCACCAACAGCCUAGGUCCACACAUCUUCAACUCUAUCAGCAACAGCCUCGGCCCACACUUCUUCAACUCCCUCACCAACAGACUCGGCCCACACAUAAUCAACUCACAAACAGCCUCGGCCCACACAUAAUCAACUCCCUCACCAACAGACUCGGCCCACACAUCUUCAACUCUGUCACCAGCAGCCUCGGCCCACACAUCUUCAACUCGGUCACCAACAUCCUCGGCCCACACAUCAUCAACUCACCAACAUCCUCGACCCACAAAUUUU